GACCCGUCUCUUCCGCAUUUGCCUGCAGUACAUGUACAUGUAGACACGCGAUCGGAACGCACUCGCGAUGAAGCACUCGCAAGGCGAUUAAUUCACAACAAAAAUCUCACUGUCACCUCCAGCUCCUUCACUACUGAACAUUGGCUUGACUGGGUACUUGUGUCAUUGGGGGCUGCCGAGCAAGUGCAGAUACUUCACCUACUAACAAAUCGACUGCCACUGCAUGUACAUGCUCUGUCGGUACCACACCUACCCAGCACCACACCAUCGCUGUGCUCUACUGUACCCGUAAAGCGCAUCCAAAACCGGACCUUACCAUAUCAGAGCAGUUCCAAGCACCGCAUCAUCUUACUGGAUCGUACGGUACCGUGGCUUGAUUGCUGGAUUGCUUGCUUUUUCCACCUCGCCGCUGUCCUCCGCCCACUAUCAGCUGGGGCGUGGCAUCGUCAAACGACCGCCCUCAAGACUUGGGGUCUUGUUCAUCUCCCCUUACGCCGCCAUCUUCAUCUCCAGUCGCAUGACCCUUGCCAGCUCUGUGCUGUCCUGCCCUGCGCUGUACUAUACUGUAUCUCACAGUCGUUAACACCUCCCACCUAGCCUGGCCCCGUCGUUGCAUCAUCCUCUGCCUCGGAAAUCCAGCUAUCUGCCCGAGGGCUUGCUUCCGAGAUUGGAUUUGAAUUGUUGAACUCCCAUUGCUUCAAACGUCCAAGACACGACGCCUACUUGUAGCGAUCAAACUGCUAUAAUUAACUCCCGCAUCCGCCCCUCCACAUUCGUCCUCCCCUCUCCUCUUCUCCCAGAUCGAUUGAACAAUAUCUCAUCAUACACGAUAGCAACAUGGACACCUUACUUACCGCGGAAAUAUACGCCAACUCGCCCCGCUUCCGGCGGCGGUCGAGUACCUUCGUCGAUGCCAUUCAUGACCUUCCUGAAAAGGAGGAGAUGGCUCCAGCCCAGCUCUAUAGCACCGAAUCUGGACGACUUUUUCACUCCGGUCGCAUCGUCAUCGCUACCGUUGGUCUUCCGGCCCGCGGCAAAACACACACAUCUGUGGCCGUGGCCCGCUACCUUAGAUGGCUCGGAGUCAAGACUCACGUCUUUCACCUAGGUGACUAUCGUCGUGCUACGCUUGGCCCCGGAAAAGAUGUUCCGGACGAUUACUUCUUCUUGAACGCCUCUCCGCAGUCAGUACUAUUGCGCAACAAGAUCCUCAAGAAGUGUCGCGAGGACAUUUAUCAUUUUCUCGAACACGACAAGGGCCAGGUUGCCAUAUACGAUGCAGUGAAUGCCAUUUCCAUGGGCCGCAGGUCCCUUGCCAAGGAAUUUGCCAAAAAUGGAAUACAAACCAUCUUUAUUGAGUCCCACUGUACAGACGAGCGCAUCAUCCAGGAGAAUGUCCGCAGGGUCAAGAUCUCCUCUCCUGAUUACAAGGAUUGGAAGGAUGAAGAUGCGGUGCAAGACUAUCUUGCGCGCAUCAAUUCCCGAAUCCCUCAUUUCGAAACAAUGGAGGAGGGAGAUUUGCACUGGAUCAAAAUGAUCAACGCUGGCGAGCGCGUCGUCGUUAACAAUUGUUCCUUUGGUUAUCUUUCCCAGCGAAUCGUCUUCUAUCUCCUCAACCUUCACAUCAAAUCCCGUCAGACUUAUUUUGCCCGUGCUGGAACCACCCGAGAUGAAGAUUCCUACAAGGUGGAUGCUUCUCUUUCACCCGAAGGUCGCGACUAUGCGAAGAAAAUGAGCGAUGCUUUGCUCAAAUAUCGCGAGGAAGAGAAGCAAAACUUGAUACAACAGGGCGCUCAAGACGCUGCUCUCAAGCCUCUCACGAUCUGGACUUCGACGCGCCGGCGCACCGUACAGACAUCAGAGUAUCUAGCAGACAAAGGGUAUCGCGUGAGACAGCGUUCGCAGAUGAGUCAGAUGAAUCCUGGUGUUUGUGAGAAGAUGUCAGAAGCCAAGAUUCGAGCCGAGUUUCCCCAGGAGGUAGCCAAACAUGAAGCAGAUCCUUAUCAUCAUAGAUACCCUCGUGCAGAAUCCUACCACGACCUCGCUGUGCGCAUGGAGCCUAUCAUCCUUGAGCUUGAGCGAGAAGAGAACGAUCUGCUCAUCAUUGCGCACGAAUCUGUGCUACGUGUCUUGUACGGCUACCUCAUGGCUUGUAAUGCCGCCGACAUCCCCAAGCUCGAGUUUCCUCGUGACGAAAUUAUCGAAAUAAUUCCGUCAUCGUACAAUAAUGUCGCAAAACGCAUUAAGAUUCCCGAUCUUCCGGAGAGACUUCGUGCCAGUAGCCCCGAAGACAUCCAAAUUCCCGUACCGCCUUCUGGAACAGUGAGCCCCUUUUCAGGCAUUGGAACGCCCCAGAUUCAAGCGGGUUCCGGUACUGCAACACCAUCCCAAGGCACCAUACAACCGCUAAAUCUGAAGAAAACGCAUGUUAACCCCAGCGAAUGA
This is a messenger RNA of Periconia digitata, 2445 nucleotides long. The record is from the annotation of a GenBank genome assembly. NCBI's taxonomy places the organism in Eukaryota, Fungi, Ascomycota, Dothideomycetes, Pleosporales, Periconiaceae.